CCACUUACUUUGAGCUGCAGAAGAACUUCCUGCCAAAAUAAAUACACGCGCAGGCUUUAAGGCGGCAGCCCCGCAGUUUGCUCUUGCAGGAAUUCAUGGAGCACGCAAGGAAGCCGCCGCUCCAGCGGCCCCAGAAACGGGCUCUCCGGCGCCGCAGCCCUCCCAGCAGCAAAGGCAACCACCCCUCCGACACGCCAUAGGCCCGACGCGCCGUCUGCAGUGGCUGCCCGCCCUCCUCCUUUCAUCUCUGGACAGUUAGGACUAACUCCUCCCGGAGGCGGAUCCUGUCGGGCAGGCCCCUGCCUCUGCAUGGAACGGCGGACCGGAGCAAAAGGGCUGACUCCGCCAUGGUGACCGGGAUGCUGCUCUGCUCGACCUCCUCCCGCUUCCGGGGGGCUUCUGCCGCUCGGUUGUCACCUAUCUUUGUUGGGCUGCAGAGGAGCUACAGCCACGAUGGUUCCGUUUCGCAGUACCUGCACCGCAGCCUCGUUCCCACUAUGCAUUUUCAGAAGAGCCUGCCCCGGUUGCCUAUUCCAAAACUUGAAGAUACAAUUAGAAGAUACUUGAAUGCUCAAAAGCCUCUUUUAGAUGAUGACCAGUUCAGGAAAACUGAACAACUUGCUGUCAGUUUUGGAAAUGGAAUUGGUAGAGAAUUACAUAAGCAGCUGGUUGCACAAGACAAGAGAAACAAGUAUACUAGUUAUAUUUCAGGUCCCUGGUUUGAUAUGUACCUACAAGCGCGUGAAUCUGUUGUUUUGAACUUCAAUCCAUUUAUGGCUUUCAAUCCUGACCCUAAAACUGAGUAUAAUAACCAGCUUAUAAGAGCAACUAACUUGACUGUGUCUGCUCUGCGUUUCAUGAAGACUCUCAGGGCUGGCCUUUUAGAGCCAGAGAUUUUUCACCUCAAUCCAUCCAAAAGUGAUACUCAGACUUUUAAAAAGCUCAUUCGAUUUGUGCCUUCUUCUCUUUCGUGGUUUGGCGCAUAUAUGGUAAAUGCCUACCCACUAGAUAUGUCACAGUACUUCAGACUUUUCAAUUCCACACGGCUGCCUAAGCAAAACAAGGAUGAGCUGUUCACUGAUGAAAAUGAGAAACACUUACUGGUGCUUAGAAAUGGGAAUUUUUAUGUGUUUGAUGUAAUUGAUAGAGAUGGGAAUAUAGUGAAACCUUCAGAAAUCCAAGCCCACCUGAAAUGGAUUCUUUCUGACAACAGUCCGGUUCCAGCAUUCCCUCUGGCUUGUCUUACUAGUGAAAACCGGGAUACAUGGGCAAAGAUGAGACAGGAGCUACUUGACAAUGGCAAUAAAGAAGCCUUAGCAAAAGUGGAUUCUGCAAUAUUUUGUCUGUGCCUUGAUGACUUUCCAGUGAAAGACUACAACCACCUGUCCCAUACUAUGCUUCAUGGUGAUGGCAUCAAUAGGUGGUAUGACAAAUCAUUUAACCUUAUUUUAGCCAAAGAUGGCACUACAGCAGUUCACUUUGAACACUCAUGGGGAGAUGGAGUAGCUGUGCUUAGGUUCCAAAACGAAGUGUUUAAAGACAGCACCCAGGCACCUGCAAUUACACCCCAGGCUCAGCCUGCUGUGGUUGAUUCUGCUGUGGCUGUACAGAAACUGAACUUCAAACUGAAUGAUGCCUUAAAGGAAGGAAUUACCAAAGUCAAGCAAACCUUUGAUGCUACUGUGAAAACCUUGACUAUGAAGACUAUGCAGUUUGAAAGAGGAGGCAAGGAGGCAAUAAAGAAGCAAAAGCUAAGUCCUGAUGCGCUCGCUCAGCUUGCCUUCCAGAUGGCUUUUCUGCAGCAGUAUGGCCAAACUGUUGCCACCUAUGAAUCCUGCAGCACAGCAGCAUUCAAACACGGCCGCACUGAAACCAUCCGUCCUGCCUCAGUACAUACAAAGGCAUGUUCAGAGGCUUUAGUUAGGAAGGUGUCCCAACACAGUGCAGCAGAGCUGCGGCAGAUGAUAGCAGAGUGUUCCAAGUAUCACAGUCAACUCACCAAAGAAGCCGCUAUGGGUCAGGGAUUUGAUCGUCACUUGUUCGCUUUGCGGCAUCUGGCAGAAUCCAGUGGAACUCCUUUGCCGAGCUUUUUCCAGGACCAAGCAUAUGCACAGAUUAAUUACAAUAUUCUCUCCACAAGCACUCUGAGCAGCCCAGCUGUAUUCAUGGGAGGAUUUGGGCCAGUAGUGCCUGAUGGUUUUGGUGUUGGUUAUGGAGUGCAUGAUAACUGGAUUGGAUGCAAUGUUUCUGCCUAUCCAGCUAGAAAAGUUGAUGAAUUCCUCCAGUGUAUACACAAGUCACUGGAUGCCAUUUUUAAUGUUCUGGAAGGGAAACAAGUUAGUAAUUAAGAUACAGCAGUGCAGAUUUUCUAAAAUGCAUUCAGCAACAGGAAUUCAGUAUUAUUCUGGCCAGAAUUUGAGAGUAACAUACUUUGUUUUUUAAAAAUGACAGUGCAUCAAGGAAAAAAAGCAUGAAUUUAAUUCUAUGGGCUAGAUCCAGACUUAAAACAUGCUUAAGCACACAUUAAUGAACUAAUCAAAAUCAUGAGCUAAGUUAAUCAUGACCAACUUGUCCAACUGAUUUUAUUGGGUCUAUUUCAACAAGUACUAAGUCUGGGCUAAACUUCUGCAUACCUUCUACAUUAUUAGUAUUGAUUGUAAAAUAAAGCUGUUUCUGUACUGUUACCUCAGGAAAUGCAUGUUCUCACAGCCUAUUUCUAGGCUGCUUGAGCAAAAGCUUCACCCUUUUAAUAAACAAACCAGAUAACGUUGAUAACUUUAAUAUACAGUAUAAAUGAAUGUAGACAGUACAAACUACUAACUCAUGCACAUAGAAUAUGUCAGUGCUUGAUUUAAAUGUUCUUAAGCCCUUGUGUCAGACUACUGUCCAAUACUGAAACUUAUUUUUGAGCAAGAAGCAGCUAUCCAUUCUUAACUAGCCCGGCUAAAGAAUUUAGUGCAGUAGAAUAAUUUUCAUGUUAUGCUUCCUCAGAUCUACCCUUUAACUUACAAGAAGUUUCUGUAUGCAUCAAAACAGUAUUUCCAAGAACAGCUAGAAUGGUCCUUCAGCUAAAGUCAGCUUUGAUUGCACAGACAGUAGCCACUUGUUCAGAAAUUCUAGUUUCAGCGUAAGUUGUUUGAGACAGUAAAAGCACAUUUCUGUGGAUGUACAGACAGAAAAAAGGCCAGUUGUUCUGGACAUACUUAGCCACCAUGGCUGUCUGGAUGGUAGGAGUUGCAGGACAUUUUUCUGUCUAAACAUAUGUAGGUUGCGCUACCUUGAAGGAGCAGGUUCAUAGCUAGGGGUGCUGCUUGAUCCAUCUUAGUCACUUGAGGUUCAGGUAGGCUCAGUGAUUUGGAAUGCCCACCACCAGCUUUGAUUGGUGGCCCAGCUACGACCUUAUCUGGAUUAGAAUGGUCUUGCUUUGGUAAUCUGUGCUCUGAUAAUCUCUAAACUAGGUUGCUGAGCUGCUCUCUACACAGGGCUGCCCUUGAAGAUUGUUCAGAAACUGCAGCUGGUGCAGAAUGUGGCAGCCAGUUUAAAACUGGGACCUGAGCCCAUAAGACCAAUUCUGGCCCACUUGCAUUGGCUGGCCAUAUGCUUCCAGUUCCAACCCAAGAUGGUUUUAACCUAUAAACCUUUCAUGGUUUAGGAAAGCAAGACCUGUUGAAGCAUCUCUCCCAGCCAAAAUCUACUUGAAUACCAUGCGCAACCUCUUGGUCCUUCAAGUGAGUGCCGAUGUCAUAGGAAGAGCAUAGGGUGACAACAAGGAGGAGAGCUUUCUAUGUGGUGGCCCCUUGUCUAUGGAACCAUCUCCUUACUGCAGUCCAGCUGGUGCCAAAUUUGUCAUCUUUUCAGUGGCAGGUUAUGAUGUCUCUUUAUGCUGAGGCCUUUGAAGACUUACUUGGUUACCCAGGGGAUUGAGGGGGAUUACCUGUCCCAGGUGUUCUACAGUCAGUCUUUGGUAUUGUUUUAGCUAUUUUAAACUUUUAAUUUUGAUAUUUUUAUUCCAAAUUAUUGUCUGUUUUACAGAUUCUUGUAAACUACCCAGAGAGCUUCAGCUGUGGGGUGGUAUAGAAAUUUAAUAAUAAUGUAUUUUAUUUUUGCGCAUUGGAUUGUGCCCUUAGAUAGAAACUUCAGACUGAGCUACCAUGAGUCUGACCUAAAGUCAAGUUAUAGACCUUGACUAUAAAACAAAUACUCUGCAGAAGGAUAUAAGCUCAGAUUUACAUUUGUUUCAACUAAAAACAAUAUCUUUCAUGGUGAAAUUAUUUUCUGAACAUUUUUUAAUCUGAGGUUAGUAAAGUAUCAAAAAGGAAUGAUAUGCAUAUUAAGUUAAGUGGAAGGCUCUAAAUGCACAGUUGGACAGCUGCCUUGAUGUUUUCCAUAUCAACUCUCUCCUGCUGUUGGAAUUCACUUUGCUUCACAAAAGAUUAAAGUGAAAUUCAAAUGUGAACUGUCAGCAGCCUUGUAAUAUAUGGCUAUGGAAUGGACUAUGUUGUAACAAAUGAAAAACUAAAAGCACACUGGCUUAGAUCUUAAGGAACACUUGUUAGUCCCUUCUGCAGCUACCUGUAAUCCCCAGAAAGCCUCCUUGGACAGUAAGGGAGCCCUCCUGAACAAUGUGAGAUAUGGCAUGGCUUAUAGAAUUUAAGAACUUUACUUCCAAGAGCUUGCUUAAUUUAUCUUAGGAACCUAGUCACUAUAUAACAUGUGUAUUUGAGAACUUAUGUGAGCAAAAGCACUUCUGGUAAUGCAAGGCUAAGAAAUUCUCUAAUUACUUCUCCACUUUAGCUCCUGCAUUCCACUGCACUCUAUUCAAGGACCCCCACCCCGUGCACCAUCAUCAUGAGUGAGUUACUGGGUGGGAGGCAAGAGAGAGAAAGUGGAAGAAUCCCCAUUGCAGAAGUAGAACUCUGCCUCUGGAUGCUCUGAAACAUCAUCAUCAACUGAAGAGUCCCAGGUUUAUACACAUUACAAUCUAAGCAUAAUAUGCAAAGAACAAGCAAGAGAGAUAGGCCUACUGGAAUUAUAAAGAUGUCUAUUUGUCCGUGGAGGAAGUGAAGGCAUUUCUGAGGAAUUCCAGAAUUACAUUCAUAAGAGAAGUUACAUUCGUAAGAGAAGUCAGUUUCAGGGAAAUUGACAUAUAUACAACUAUUUUUGUUGAUAGGGUGGUAUAGCACAAUUAUUCCUUCUAUUUCUAUAUUUCUCCUUUUACCUUAAAAACAAAGCCGCCUUAAAAAAUUCAGUUGAGGCUCUCCAGCAUGCAAAAGAGUGUUAUUCUAAGCCACUUGCUGAUUAGGAUGGUACUGCCUGGGAAUGCAGGAAAGUAAACAGUGGAACUUAUCAUGAGACUUGCAAACAGCUUGCUUGCUUGCUAGUUGCGAAGUCACGUCCAACCCCUUGCGACCCCAUGGACAACACUCCUCCAGGCUUUUCUGUCCUCCUCCAUCCCCCCAGUCCACCUAAGCUCACACGGACUGCUUCGGUGACUCCAUCUAUCCACCUCAUCCUCUGCUAUUCCCUUCUUUUGCUGUCAAUUGCGAACAGCAGGUGUGACCAAUUAACUGUUUUGAAUAGCACGAGCACAUAGUAUUCCACAGCACAUAAGACUCUAAGAUUUAGGAUAAAAAGCCUCGUGGCUCCACGCAAGGCAAGCUUCAAUGCAGACCUAGCCAGGGAAAGGCGCUGCACACCAGCCAAAAUUGGGGUAUGCCUUGUUGUCACAAAGGGGCUCCCGACAACUGAUUGAGAAAAGUCAGCUUGCUUGAUAUCGUAUUUCUUUUUUUCCAUGUUAUUGUGCCGGCUUAUAUUAUCGUGUCUGCUGUUGCAUAAAAUCUUUAGACUUUAACCCACUUGUGUGCUUAUUGCUUUUGGAUCCAGAAACCCUUUGCUAAAACAAUAACAGCUCUAUUUAUACAUAAGAUAGAAGUGGAGCUAUGGGCUUGUAUGCAACAAUAAAAUUACAAACUAAGUCUUUCUCA
Messenger RNA from Varanus komodoensis (Komodo dragon), 5984 nucleotides. It is a transcript of the gene CPT2, whose product is annotated as carnitine palmitoyltransferase 2. The record is from RefSeq and is a predicted model, not a curated record. Gene Ontology annotation, molecular function: carnitine O-palmitoyltransferase activity. Gene Ontology annotation, cellular component: mitochondrion. The coding region runs from base 348 to 2348 and encodes 666 amino acids. The transcript has 5 exons. Gene Ontology annotation, biological process: fatty acid beta-oxidation. Lineage: Eukaryota; Metazoa; Chordata; Lepidosauria; Squamata; Varanidae.